This is a messenger RNA of Haliaeetus leucocephalus (bald eagle), 810 nucleotides long. Its product is annotated as C-type lectin domain family 4 member F-like. The transcript has 7 exons. Bases 58 to 801 code for a protein of 247 amino acids. NCBI's taxonomy places the organism in Eukaryota, Metazoa, Chordata, Aves, Accipitriformes, Accipitridae. The record is from RefSeq and is a predicted model, not a curated record.
GGCGUGCGCCAAGGCUUCGUCAGGAAGCGGCUCCCCGUGCCGUGCCGGCCACCAGGGAUGGCCGCGGCAGGACCGGACCUGUACGAGAGCCUGCAGAUCCGCUACCCACCCAGCCCCGCUCGAACGCCGGCGCUUGGGUCCCCUCUGGCCGCAUCCCGCUGGACGCUGGGCACCGUCCUGGCCGUGGGCACGGGGGUGAUCCUGGUGCUGGGGGCUGCCCUGGCAGUCCUCAUCACCCUGCAUGUGCAGGGCCAGGCGGAGCUGUGGGCAGCACAGGCAGAGCUGGCGGCAGUCAGGGCCCCUCUGCUGCCUGACCCCAAUGGUCCUUGGAGCCCCAGUGAGAGCCCAGCAGCAGUGCAGAGGCAGAAGGAGCAGCUCGGGCGGUGGCUGCAGGGACUGUCCCUGGGCUGGCGGUACCACCGGGGGAAGAUCUACUACUUCUCAGGGGAGCAGAAGCCCUGGGGUGACGCGGAGGCCACCUGCCGCUCCACGCACUCCCACCUCACCUCCGUCACCAGCCCCGAGGAGCAGGACUACCUGGCGCAGGAGACGAGGGGAAAAUCUUACUGGAUCGGACUGGCAGCCACAGGCCCCGGGGGCUCCUGGCGCUGGGUGGAUGGGGCUCCCUAUUCCCAGGCCCAGAGUUUCUGGGCACCGGGGCAGCCGGACAGCACGGAUUAUGGGCGCUGGGGCGGGGAGAACUGUGCCCAGAUCCACCCCGUGGGCAACGGCCUCUGGAACAACCAUAACUGCAACUUCAGCUUCCCCUGGAUCUGCAAGAGGGACCUGAGCAGGCCCUGAUGCCACGCU